AUGGACGAAUUGAAGGAGAGAAGGAAAAGAUAUCAGUCAAGGGAAUCAAGGCUGGAAAGGGAAAUGCGAGACUUGCAGCUGAGACUAGACCGCGAAAUGGCAGGAGUCAAUCGCGGUCGCGAGGAUCGUCGUCGUCGGACCGGAAGCCACACUCGGGACGAUGAACACAGAAGGAGACGUGGAGGAAGCGCGACAGCGGAGCAUGACAAAGGACGCGAGAGGGCGAGAGAAGGCACACGACCAGACGAUACUCGUGAUGGACGUCGCAGCUCCUCAUCAUCGUCGUCGAAUCGUACCUGA
Messenger RNA from Cooperia oncophora, 300 nucleotides. The record is from the annotation of a GenBank genome assembly. NCBI's taxonomy places the organism in Eukaryota, Metazoa, Nematoda, Chromadorea, Rhabditida, Trichostrongylidae.